UCACCACCACUACUACCAUCAUCCUCACCAUCACCAUCACCACCACCAUCAUCACCACCAUCACUACCAUCACCACCAUCACCACCAUCACUACCAUCACCACCACCACCAUCAUCCUCACCAUCACCACCACCAUCAUCACCAUCAUCAUCCUCAUCAUCACCACCAUCACCGCCAUCACCACCAUCACCACCAUCACUACCAUCACUACCAUCACCAUCCUCAUCACCACCACCACCACCAUCACCACCAUCAUUACCAUCACCACCACCACCAUCAUCCUCACCAUCACCACCACCAUCAUCACCAUCAUCAUCCUCAUCAUCACCACCAUCACCACCACCACCAUCACCACCACCAUCAUCACCACCAUCACUACCAUCACCACCACCAUCAUCACCACCAUCAUCACCACCAUCAUCACCACCAUCACUACCAUCACCACCACCAUCAUCACCACCAUCACUACCACCACCACCAUCAUCCUCACCAUCAUCACCACCACCAUCACCAUCAUCAUCCUCAUCAUCACCACCAUCACCGCCAUCACCACCAUCACCACCAUCACUACCAUCACCAUCACCACCACCAUCAUCACCACCAUCAUCACCACCAUCAUCACCACCAUCACUACCAUCACCACCACCACCAUCAUCCUCACCAUCACCACCACCAUCAUCACCAUCAUCAUCCUCAUCAUCACCACCAUCACCACCACUACUACCAUCAUCCUCACCAUCAUCAUCACCACCACCAUCACCACCACCAUCACUACCAUCACCACCACCACCAUCAUCCUCACCAUCACCACCACCAUCAUCACCACCAUCACUACCAUCACCACCACCAUCAUCACCACCAUCAUCACCACCAUCAUCACCACCAUCACUACCAUCACCACCACCACCAUCAUCCUCACCAUCACCACCACCAUCAUCACCACCAUCACUACCAUCACCCUCACCAUCACCACCACCAUCAUCACCAUCAUCAUCAUCAUCACCACCAUCACCGCCAUCACCACCAUCACCGCCAUCACCACCAUCACCACCACCACCAUCAUCCUCACCAUCACCACCACCAUCAUCACCAUCAUCAUCCUCAUCAUCACCACCAUCACCGCCAUCACCACCACCACCAUCAUCCUCACCAUCACCACCAUCAUCACCAUCAUCAUCCUCAUCAUCACCACCAUCACCGCCAUCACCACCACCACCAUCAUCCUCACCACCACCACCAUCAUCCUCACCAUCACCAUCACCACCACCAUCAUCACCACCAUCACCACCAUCACCGCCAUCACCACCAUCACCGCCAUCACCACCAUCACCACCACCACCAUCAUCCUCACCAUCAUCACCA
Messenger RNA from Zalophus californianus (California sea lion), 1362 nucleotides. Its product is annotated as basic proline-rich protein-like. Lineage: Eukaryota; Metazoa; Chordata; Mammalia; Carnivora; Otariidae. The transcript is spliced from 2 exons. The record is from RefSeq and is a predicted model, not a curated record. Gene Ontology annotation, molecular function: DNA binding. The annotation marks the transcript as partial.